AUGGCAAUUGCCCAGAGUCCACAAGCUCCGUUUAACCGGGAUGACCCUGAGCAGAUAGCUCUCUUCGCUGUCAAUACCGAGACCGAGGUGAGCGCGUUCGGGGAGGCCGGCGAGGGCGACUACCUGGACGACUGGACGGUGGUGUGCAGCGGGACCUACUGGGCGCGGGACGGCGAGGUGCGCUUCCAGCACGCCUCCACCGACGUCUUCCUCUCGGUGACGGGGGAGCAGUACGGGCGGCCCAUCCACGGGCAGAAGGAGGUGCACGGCAUGGCCGCCUCCAGCCAGAAUAACUACUGGAAGGUGAUGGAGGGCAUCUUCAUGCAGCCCAGCGAGGUCUUCAAAGCGGAGCAGUACCACGCUGAGUUGUGACGGACAGACAGACUGCCGCUGAGCCUCUGGGCGCUGCCCGGUCGGGGCAGCUCGGCCCGGGGGACGGCCCCUGUCCCCACCCGGGUCUGACACACGCCGGGACGCAGAGCCCCAAAUCUAACGUGGAGCAGAUCCCAAAGUCCUGAAUUUGGUGUGGAGUGGAUCCCGGUGUCCCAAAUCCCAACGUCCAGACCUGACCCAAAGCAGAGCCCAAGAUCCAGCGUGUAGCAGGUCCCAACGUCCUAAAUCCAGCCCAAAGCAGAUCCUAAUGUCCAGGCCUGACCCAAAGCAGAUCCCCCACGUCUGAGGUCCAGCACGAAGCGGGUCCCCACCCCCCCCAAAUCCAGC
This is a messenger RNA of Aptenodytes forsteri (emperor penguin), 720 nucleotides long. It is a transcript of the gene SDF2, whose product is annotated as stromal cell derived factor 2. NCBI's taxonomy places the organism in Eukaryota, Metazoa, Chordata, Aves, Sphenisciformes, Spheniscidae. The transcript has 2 exons. The record is from RefSeq and is a predicted model, not a curated record. Bases 1 to 372 code for a protein of 123 amino acids.